Messenger RNA from Papilio polytes (common Mormon), 3864 nucleotides. It is a transcript of the gene Ctr9, whose product is annotated as RNA polymerase-associated protein CTR9 homolog. The record is from RefSeq and is a predicted model, not a curated record. The transcript is spliced from 19 exons. Gene Ontology annotation, biological process: regulation of DNA-templated transcription. Gene Ontology annotation, cellular component: Cdc73/Paf1 complex. Gene Ontology annotation, molecular function: RNA polymerase II complex binding. Bases 131 to 3778 code for a protein of 1215 amino acids. Lineage: Eukaryota; Metazoa; Arthropoda; Insecta; Lepidoptera; Papilionidae.
UUGAUAAUUGACACCGUCGUUUUGUCAAAUCAAACAUUUCUUUUUCAAAACAUUUCUUGUUAGCGUCCUCUUGGUAAUUAAAAUGUUUAUUGUUCAUGUUACGUAGAAAGGUAUUUUAAAAGAAACCAAAAUGUCGCUUGAAAUACCUUUGAUGAGCACUGAUGAGGUGAUAGAGUUGGAUCCAGAGCAGUUACCAUCAGGGGAUGAAGUAUUAAGUAUACUACAGCAAGAACGUCCUCAACUAAAUGUUUGGAUUAAUGUCGCGCUUGCAUACUACAAGCAAAAGAAAAUAGAAGACUUCCUUAAAAUAUUAGAAUCAUCCAAGAACUAUGGAAACCUUGACUACAGAGAUUAUGAGAGAGAUCAAAUGCGGGCCCUCGACAUGGUGGCAGCAUACUAUGUGCAGGAGGCGAAUAAGGAGAAGUCAAAAGACAAAAAGAAAGAUCUUUUCACAAAAGCAACACUUCUCUAUACGAUGGCAGACAAGAUUAUCAUGUAUGAUCAGAACCAUCUUCUUGGCCGAGCAUAUUUUUGCCUAUUGGAAGGUGAUAAAAUGGAACAAGCGGAUGCCCAAUUCAAUUUUGUACUCAAUCAAUCACCUAACAAUGUACCAUCUUUGCUGGGUAAAGCUUGCAUUGCAUUCAAUCGCAAAGACUACAGAGGUGCUUUGGCAUUUUAUAAGAAAGCUCUAAGAACAAAUCCUGAUAGUCCUGCAGCUUUACGUCUAGGGAUGGGACACUGCUUUAUGAAAUUAAACAAUCAAGAAAAAGCCAGGAUGGCCUUUGAAAGAGCCCUACAAUUAGACCCUCAGUGUGUCGGAGCCCUAGUAGGGCUGUCAAUAUUGAAGUUGAACCUUCAGGAGAAUGAGUCCAAUAAAAUAGCUGUCAUUAUGUUAUCAAAAGCAUAUGCUAUUGACCCUAAAAACCCUAUGGUGUUGAAUCAUCUUGCUAAUCAUUUCUUCUUCAAAAAGGACUAUGGAAAAGUGUUGCAUUUAGCGAUGCACGCUUUCCAUAAUACGGAAAAUGAGGCAAUGCGUGCUGAGAGUUGCCAUCAUUUAGCUCGCGCGUUCCACGCUCAAGGAGAUUGCGAUCAAGCCUUUCAAUAUUAUUACCAGGCAACACAGUUUGCUCCGCCUAACUUUGUGUUGCCACAUUAUGGACUUGGGCAGAUGUAUAUUUAUAGAGGAGAUACUGAAAAUGCUGCACAAUGCUUCGAGAAGGUUCUCAAAGCUCAGCCAGGGAACUACGAAACGAUGAAAAUCUUAGGCUCCUUGUACGCGAAUUCUCCGUCGCAGUCGAAAAGAGAUAUAGCUCGGCAACAUCUGAAGAAAGUCACUGAACAGUUUCCUGAUGAUGUGGAGGCGUGGAUUGAAUUGGCACAGAUAUUGGAACAAAAUGAUUUACAGGGUUCCCUAAAUGCGUAUAGUACAGCAAUGAGAAUCUUAAAAGAUAAGGUAAAUGCGGAUAUUCCCGCGGAAAUAUUGAACAAUGUGGCCGCUCUACACUACAGAUUGGGCAAUCUCUCUGAAGCUAUGAAAUACCUUGAAGAAGCACUAGAAAGAGAGACGGUUGAUGCAAAAACUUUAGAUGCCCAAUAUUAUAAUUCAAUAGCGGUGACAACUAUGUACAACUUGGCACGACUUAACGAAGCUCUCUGUAUAUACAACAAGGCUGAGAAACUAUAUAAGGAUAUAUUAAAAGAACACCCUAAUUAUAUUGAUUGUUAUUUAAGGUUGGGAUGCAUGGCGCGCGACAAGGGGCGCAUCUACGACGCCUCGGACUGGUUCAAGGAGGCGCUGAAGGUGAACACGGAGCACCCCGACACCUGGUCGCUGCUCGGCAACCUGCACCUCGCGCAGCAGGAGUGGGGCCCUGGACAGAAGAAGUUCGAGAGGAUCCUCCAGAACUCCGCCACCAGUACUGACGCCUACUCCCUCAUAGCGCUCGGUAACGUGUGGCUGCAAACUCUACACCAGCCGUGCCGCGAGAAGGAGCGCGAGAAGCGGCACCAGGAGCGCGCGCUGGCCAUGUACAAGCAGGUCCUCAAGAACGACCCCAAGAACAUCUGGGCCGCCAACGGCAUCGGAUGCGUGUUGGCGCACAAGGGUUGUAUCAACGAGGCGCGCGACAUCUUCGCGCAGGUGCGCGAGGCGACGGCCGACUUCCCCGACGUGUGGAUGAACAUCGCGCACAUAUACGUCGAGCAGAAACAGUACAUUAACGCCAUACAGAUGUACGAGAACUGCAUCCGCAAGUUCCGCAUGGCGCACGACGAGGAGUGGCUGACGUGGGUGGCGCGCGCGCAGGGGCUGGCGGGGCGGGCGCGGGCGGCGCGCGCGGCGCUGCUGCGGGCGCGCCGCGUGGCGCCGCACGACGCCGCGCUGCUGCACAACACGGCGCUGGCGCUGCGCCGCCUCGCCGCGCACGUGCUCAAGGACGAGCGCUCCGAGCUCGCCGUCGUGCUGCGCGCCGUGCACGAGCUGCAGGUCUCGCACAGGUACUUCCAGCGGCUGGCGAGCGCGGGCGGCGAGGGCCAGGAGCGCGGGCGGGCGGAGGCGGGCGCGGGCGCGGGAGCGGGGGCGGCGGCGGAGGCGCGCCAGUGCGCGGACUUACUAUCGCAGGCGCAGUGGCACGUGGCGCGCGCCCGCAGGCAGCAUGAUGAAGACCUCACCUUGAGGGACAGGCAGCGAGAACAACGAGAGGCGUUCCGUAGACAACAGGAGGAGGAGCGCAAGCGUCGCGAGGAGGAGCAGGCGAAGAGUACGGUGGAGAUGCUGCAGAAGCGCCAGGAGUUCAAGGAGAAGACGAAGAACGCGCUGGUGUUCGCGGACAUGCCGGCGGAGGGGCGGCCGCGCGCGCGCAGGCGACGCGACGAGUACCUCUCUGACUCGCCCGCUAGUGGGAGCGACGCGCCGCGGGAGGAACGUCGCGAGGCUAAGCAGAAGAAAAGUCGCAAGCGCGAGGGCGGCGAGGGCCGCAAGGGCAAGUCUCGGCAGCGGCGCGACCGCGGCUCCGGCAGCGACAGCGACCCGCCUGCUAAACGUGGCAGGAAAAAGGGUGAGAAAGGUAUCGGCAAACGUGAGAAGGGCUCUAAAGGGAAGUCUGACGAGAAGGGCGGCACGAAGCUACGCAUGAAGAUAGUUUCCAAAGAGACUAUCUCUACGUCGGAGUCGGAUUCGGACGCGUCGCGUAAGUCGCGCAGUCGUAGUCGCAGUCGCAGUCGCAGUCGCAGUCACAGCGGCAGUCGCAGUCGCAGCCCGCCGGCUACUAAAGGCCGCAAGAGAAUUGUAUCCGCGUCUGAUAGCGAUCGAUCACGUUCGAAAAGCCGCUCUAAAUCACGUGGCCGUUCACGCUCUGGAUCUGCGAAGAGCCGUUCUCGCUCUAAAAGCCGAUCACGCUCAAAGAGCCGCUCUCGCUCCAAAAGCCGCUCUCGCUCCAAGAGCCGUUCUCGCUCCAAGAGCCGUUCUCGCUCAAAGAGCAGAUCUAAGGGACGUUCCCGCUCCAAGAGUCAUUCACGGUCGAAGAGUCGAUCAAAGUCUAAGAGCCGAUCGCGAUCCCGAUCGAAGAGCGGUUCAAGGUCCAAAAGCCGUUCAAGAUCCAGGUCAAAGAGUAGAUCAAGGUCGAAGUCAAGGUCGCGUUCGCGCUCCAAGAGCGGUUCCAGAAGUCGUUCCGGUUCCCGGUCGCGUUCAGGCUCGAGAUCUAGAUCCGGAUCUAGGAACUCCAGACCAGACACGCCCGUGUCUAGGAAAUCAGUUUCCGCAAGUGAAGACGAGGCUUAGAUUAGCCACAUUGCAUAUCUAUAUUAAAUCAAUUUACCUAUGUGGUAUUAAUGCCCAUGGUUACGUUUUCUGUGUAUUAUAAUAAA